Leptomonas pyrrhocoris is the source of this 551-nucleotide messenger RNA. RefSeq names its product Dna-directed RNA polymerase II-like protein. Gene Ontology annotation, biological process: transcription by RNA polymerase II. The transcript has a single exon. Gene Ontology annotation, cellular component: RNA polymerase I complex; RNA polymerase III complex; RNA polymerase II, core complex. Gene Ontology annotation, molecular function: DNA binding; protein dimerization activity. The record is from RefSeq and is a predicted model, not a curated record. NCBI's taxonomy places the organism in Eukaryota, Euglenozoa, Kinetoplastea, Trypanosomatida, Trypanosomatidae. The coding region runs from base 147 to 551 and encodes 134 amino acids.
AGGUUUGCUGAAGACGACACGCGACAGCACACACGCCUGCCGCCUUGCCACCUUUCUUCUCUCAUUCCGUUCUUGCCACGACACGCGCGGACUCCUCGACCGAUCCUCGGCAGAAAACAUCGCACACACACACGCGAGAAAGCAAAAUGGCGGUCCCUCAUGGAAUGCUGAUCUCCCGCAACGACAUCACACCAGACAGUCUGGUGGAUCUGCCGGGUGAUCGCAAAAUCAUCGAGCAGAUUUCUAAUACGAUGGCGAACUCGUCCCUCUUCAAGAUGGAGAAGGAAGACCACACACUAGCGAACUUGCUGCGCAUGAAGCUGCACGAGUCUCCCUUUGUGCAGAUCGCUGGUUACCGCGUGCCCCACCCAACGAAGCACAACGUAGAGCUACGCGUGCAGACGUCGUCCGACGGCACAGACGCGCCGAUUCCGCCACCAAAGAAGGCGUUGCAAGACGCUAUUGAUGGCUGUUUAAAAGACCUGGAAAACUUUGAGGAGCAGCUGCGUCGUGAGGAGCAGUUAAAGCGAUUUGAACCGACAGCACAUUAA